GUGGACGUCUAUGGCCUAACAGCCGGCUGGCUGCUUGUCGUACCUCGGGGUACUCUGGAGAAGUUCUGCACAGAGGAGCUUUUAGAGACGUUCCGGUUUGUGGCUCUGGAAAGAUUGCGGAAGCAUUCGGAGAUGGCUACAGGCGCUGCGGAGGAGCCACAGGUCAGCCGUGCCGGCUCCGACACCAGCGACUGCUCCCAAGCUACCCGGAGCGAAAUCUGGAACCCGUAUGCAGAGAUCGGGGAGGACGCGCACCCGCGAGACAAGCUUUCGUCGAGCCAGCAGGAUGCGAAGUCCGAUGCGGGUGCUUCGCGCUUCCGCCGGAGCUUUGACUUGGGUUCGGAUCCGGGCGUGGCUGGCCAGGUCCUGGACAAAG
This is a messenger RNA of Symbiodinium sp. CCMP2456, 376 nucleotides long. NCBI's taxonomy places the organism in Eukaryota, Dinophyceae, Suessiales, Symbiodiniaceae. The record is from the annotation of a GenBank genome assembly.